Molecule: messenger RNA, 1973 nt
Organism: Drosophila serrata
Lineage: Eukaryota; Metazoa; Arthropoda; Insecta; Diptera; Drosophilidae
Cellular component (GO): cytoplasm
Molecular function (GO): glycosyltransferase activity
Source: RefSeq, a predicted model, not a curated record
AUGUCAACGAGAGCUGGCUUCGUUCGAUUGGCGGUGCUGGUGACGGGGGCAUUCUUUUCCCUCCUCCUCCUACUCAGUGCUCUGCAGCGAACGGAUGAACUGCGUCCUCCAGCGCCUCUAGGGGGAGCAAGGAUAACAGAGACAGCAGCAACACCUCCACCAGUUCAUCAUCUUACGGAACCCAUCAAGGACGAGUUGGUGAGGCAGCUGGAACAAGAGCUCCCGGAAUUGGACUAUGGCUUCUGGUAUCGCUGGGCCAAGCCUAUGGGCUAUAAAGUAAAUGCCACCUGUGCCAAAUAUCCAGAUCCCUUGGAUCUGCAGAUGCACAACAUCUAUUGGCAGACAUUUCUCAAUGGAAAUGUCACCUUUCGUCUAUAUGCCGCUUACUUGGAUCAAAGACAGGCUGCUAAGCAGAAGACUGUAAGGAUUCUGGUCACUGCCGAUCAAAUAGCCAAUGAAUUUCCACCCAGCAAGUGUCAAUUGUGGUAUGAGAAUCACCGAGAACCUAUAGUUGUGCCCGUUUCGGAAUAUCUCAGUGUGUGGGUUAAGGAAUGGGGCGAUCAACCCCAUCUUAACUAUCCGCAUUUGUUGAGCUGUCCAGUGCCCAGGGAAUUGCCUCCAGCCGUGCUGCAUUCCCAGCCCAAGACAGUGUCUUUGGUUAUACAGCGCUGUGAUAAGGCCAGUAAUUCCCUGAGGAUUAACCAGGAGGUUCCCACAACAACAAAAGUUAAUGGUACCAGCAGCACCAGGAGCAGCAGUAAUAGCAGCUCCCUUUCCUCUUCCUCCGGCAACCUUAAUUUUGGUGUCUGUGUCAAGGGUUUUGAUUUCCCUUAUUUUGACCUCUCGGAGCGUCUCAUUGAAUGGUUUGAACUGCAACGUCUCCUGGGUGCCUCAAAGAUCUAUGCCUACAUGUAUGAUGUGCAUCCGGCAGUGCAACGUGUGUUGGAUUACUAUCAACGUACUGGUUACCUAGAGCUACGACCUCUGACCCUGGCCAACGGUAUGCCGCGGUUGAGGCACUACCAACACUUGUUGCUUCAAAAAAGGAAGCUGGAGAAGCGCCUAAACGAAUUGAUACCCUACAAUGAUUGCUUCUACCGGAAUCUCUACAGACAUGACUUUCUGGUCAAUGUGGAUAUCGAUGAGGUGAUCAUGCCCAAGGGGGAUAGCCGGAACUGGCAACAGUUGGUCCACAAAGUCUAUCAAGAGGAGGAGAAAAAGGGUGGCAAGUGCUCUGGCCGUUUUCCGGCCAUUUGCUUCAUCAACUCUUAUUUCACCAAGGUCCCAUCCGAGUUGAGUGACCAUGAGGAACAAGCCACCGCUGGAGAGUUAUAUGUUUUGCAACAUACUAUGAGAUUGGGGAACUACUCGCUCCCAGGACGAGCCACCAAGUGUUUUCACAAUGCAAAACUCUCGUUGACCCUGCACAAUCACUUUACACUCAAAUGGCUGCCAGGAGGCUGUAAUCCCCGCACUGUGGACACUUCACUGGCUCAGAUGCAACACUAUCGGGAACCGGAUAAUAAAUAUGAGCUAAGUGAUCUGGUUGAGGAUCGCAGUAUUUGGAAAUAUGCCAGCGAACUACGUUCAGCUGUGGAGCAUGUGUGGCUGCAUUUGGACGAGGUGCUGUCCCAGGUCAGUGAUGCAGAGGAUCAACAGCAUCUGGAUGAGGCACUUGACCAAGAUGGUGAGACCGAAAUGGAACAGCCGUCGCUGGCACAGGUCCUGUUGGUACCACCACAACCGGUAACGGGGACAAAACCUCAGGUCGGAAAUUAGGUGUUUUUUAAUUAGAGUUAAUGACUGGUUUAGUUCCUUAAAAGCCUGCUACUUGGUUGUUUCUUGGUCCGUCUGAUUUAUAGAACUCUGCUUUAUUUAUAGAAUUGGUUACAUUAAUUUGAGAUAUUGGAUAUAGUGUUUGCUUUACAGUCUAAGUUAUAGAUUUUUACUUAGAAACUUGGUAUUCUGUGAUU